Messenger RNA from Nematostella vectensis (starlet sea anemone), 901 nucleotides. RefSeq lists its product as uncharacterized. The transcript has 6 exons. The record is from RefSeq and is a predicted model, not a curated record. Lineage: Eukaryota; Metazoa; Cnidaria; Anthozoa; Actiniaria; Edwardsiidae. The coding region runs from base 257 to 682 and encodes 141 amino acids.
UUGUUGCGGUACUAGCAAAGCGAUUUCGCGCGCUUGGAUAUUUUCCCGCGAAAAUGGUGUGGGCGGCGAGCGCGUGACGAGAUAACGGAUCUACUAGAAGGCCCUCAAGACGAGAUCCUUCAACUAGAACCCGAAAAUCAGGCUCGAACUACACGCCUUCAGAAUCGCCAAAAGACACCAUUCCAUUUCAGGGUUCUAGUGUCGUUCUUCCUGUUUUUAGUUCUGCUUGUUUUAGGGACAAUGGUUUAUUUUGUGUAUGCGAAAUAUGCAAGUGAAUCGUAACGAGCUGGUGGGACAACAAUCUUCAACAUCUCAAAAAAGGUUUUUCUGUUUGGAUCAUCAAGCGAUGGAGGUGGACCAGCAUAAAAUCCAAGGUGACGUGACUGGCCAAUUGUCGUGGAAGGAUCAAUUAAAAGCCUCUGACGAAGUUCCAUGUAAUGAAGUAGAUUGCUCAGACCAGUACUCUGUAAUGAUGACACAGAUCACAGAGAUAGAGAAAAGCCUGGAUGCAGUCAAACACAAGCUUCGAGCUGCCAGUGUGAAAUGUCACAUGUUAAACGUGGAUGUGGUGACUAUGUUCAACCCGGAGACAGUAGACACCUUGAACAAGAUCGUGGAGGAUUGUGAAGCUUGCACAAAGACCAUGAAUGAUAUGGUAACUGAAGACAUCCAAGUUACCUAGCAAUGUGGAUUCUCAUAGCCAAAUGGCUGCCAUUAUAAGAAAUGGCAGACAAAGCACAAGUGGAAAUCAAAACGUUUACCAUUUGAGAUUUAAAAUGAUCCUGACUCGUUGAACAGCUAUUUAAUGCCUUGUUUGCAAUUCCAUACUUUGUAUAUGUAAACAGUCUAUUUAUUCUUUUAAAUCUAUUUUUACAAAAUAAACAUAUAAAACUACAAAAUA